UUGAGAGCUUAAGAUCGUCUUUUGGAAAAAAGUUUAACAACUCGGGAGAGACCUAAGAAAAUGCCUCCAAAAGGAAAGAAGACAAGGAGAACGAUUGGAGAAGACGCCCCUCAAGCUAAUGUCCAACCUCCACAAGCUGAAUUCCCUAUGAACGCCCUUCUCGAAGCCUUAAGAGCUAUUCCCGCUCAACAAAUGGAUCCUGCCGCUCGACAAAGUCAUCAUUUUCAGAUCUUUCAUCGAAUCCAAGUGCCUGAGUUUGAGGGUGGACAAGAUCCCAUGGUAGCUGAAAGGUGGUUGAGGCAGAUAAAGAAAAAUUUCAACACAAUAGGAACACCUGAGGAAUACCAAGUUACUUUCGCUGUGUCCAAGUUAGAGGGUGGUGCGAUGAUUGGUGGGAGACCUUGUCCAGGACAAUGGAAACUGAUGGGAUGACUUGGCGAGAAUUUGAGGAAGUUUUCAGGGAACAAUAUUUUAGUCCAUCUCACGGGAGGGCUCUUAUCGGAGUAUUUGAUGGUCUAAGACAAGGGGAUAUGACCGUUAAUGAAUUUUACAUGAAGUUUGUAGAGCUAUCCUCUUAUGCAUAUCUUGGUGUUGUUGAUCAACCCUUAGUGAUUGAACAGUUCAUGCGUCGUUUGAGGCCUGCGAUACGUGGUCCAAUAGCCCCUUUGACCUUUAACAACUUGACUGAGUGUGUGACAGCAGCCUUGCGAACUGAGGCUCAUGUAGAAGGGAAUGAGAAGAAGAACACAAGGAAAGGAAAAGGAAAUGACAGAAAGAUGAUCAAGAAGAAUCAAGGCAGUGGUCCCAAGGACAACAAUUUAGUGGGGGUAGCACUAGUAGUGGUUCAUCUGGAAAGACUCGUAGUGGACCAUACGGGUGUUUCAGUUGUGGUCAACAACGUCACAAGAAGAAAGAUUGCCCGCAACGACAACAAAGAUUUCAAGCAUCUCAUGGGGGACCCAUAGGGAGCUAUGUAGAGUCUACUCCUUUUCAUGGACAGCCCAGGACAAACCAGUCUCAGUCUUCAUCCUAUGGUUUCACACCCCAAUCGGGCCAGA
Messenger RNA from Cannabis sativa, 1058 nucleotides. RefSeq lists its product as uncharacterized. The record is from RefSeq and is a predicted model, not a curated record. The coding region runs from base 414 to 965 and encodes 183 amino acids. The transcript is spliced from 2 exons. Lineage: Eukaryota; Viridiplantae; Streptophyta; Magnoliopsida; Rosales; Cannabaceae.